GAUAAUACAUUCGACCUAUUAAUCAGUAAGGUUGAAAAAUUCAAGAUUUCAUGAAUCAGAUUAUCAUAGUUUUAUUCUUUGAAGUUGUGUAUAAUUGAGAGACAAAAAAAUGAAGGCCCAUAUUAUAUUGGCAUUAUACAUGCUUUAUAUAUUUGACGUAAGCUCUGCUGACAGUGGAGACGAUAUUAAAGCAAGAGUUGAUGCUUUGAAUAAAAGAAAUCAACAAGGGCUUCCCAAUCAAGUAGGAACCCAACGAAAUCAACAAGGGCUCCCUAAUCAAAUAGGGACUCAUCAUAAUGGAGUGAAGACAUCACUAAACAAUACUGAGAACAGAUACCCCAACUCAAAUGGGAGCUACGGAAACCAAAGCAAUCGUCCAUUGUAUCCAAACAUUCAAAGUCAAAACUCACCAAAUAAUCCAAAUGUAGGGAGCUACGGUAAUAGACAACCCAGUCAAUCAGGCACCAAUGAAAAUUUACCAAAUUUGGGCACCUACGGUAAUAAACAACCCAAUCAAUUAGGUACACAAGGAAAUGUUCCAAAUCCUAACAAUUUCGGUAUUCCUUAUCAAAACAAUAAUGGGUUGCCAAGUCAAAAUAAUUUUGGUAUACCUAAUCAAUUACCUAAUUCUGGAAAUCAAGGUUAUCCUAAUCAAGGUAAUAUGGGAUACCCAAAUUGGGCUAAUCCAGGACUAGGAAAUCAAAAUACAAAAAGUCCCAAUAGUCUUGGUUACUCUAAUCAAGGAUAUGGACAACAAGGUUAUGUAAAUCCAGGAAAUCAAGGUUAUCCCAAUGCUGGAAAUCAACUAUACCCCAAUGUCGGGAAUCAAGGAUAUCCGAUAACUGGAAAUCAAGGAUAUUCCGCCUCUGGAAAUCAAGGAUAUUCUGCCACUGGAAAUCAAGGAUAUCCUGCCACUGGAAAUCAAGGAUAUCCUGCCACUGGAAAUCAAGGAUAUUCUGCCACUGGAAAUCAAGGAUAUCCUGCCACUGGAAAUCAAGGAAAUGUUGGAGGUUAUAAAACUCAUCAUUAUUGAUAAGUUUCCAUUGAAAUGUUUGUUUAUAUUAAUUAUUAAUAAAAUCUAAUAUAUAUAUAUAUAUAUAUAUAUAUAUAUAUAUAUAUAUAUAUAUAUAUAUAUAUAUAUAUAUAUAUAUAUAGGCAUGAAUUCCAUUGAGAACGACACCUGUUUUCAAAACUGUCUGUUCUAAACUUAAUGUAGGUCAAUAGGUCAAUACAGAAUGAUAGAUUUCAA
Messenger RNA from Diorhabda carinulata, 1249 nucleotides. RefSeq names its product N66 matrix protein-like. The record is from RefSeq and is a predicted model, not a curated record. Bases 110 to 1033 code for a protein of 307 amino acids. Lineage: Eukaryota; Metazoa; Arthropoda; Insecta; Coleoptera; Chrysomelidae. The transcript has 2 exons.